Messenger RNA from Amphibalanus amphitrite, 884 nucleotides. RefSeq lists its product as uncharacterized. Bases 309 to 659 code for a protein of 116 amino acids. The record is from RefSeq and is a predicted model, not a curated record. The transcript is spliced from 3 exons. Lineage: Eukaryota; Metazoa; Arthropoda; Thecostraca; Balanomorpha; Balanidae.
GUCAGAAUCUUAGAUCCAGUGCGCUGUGCAGUUACACUUCAUGCUGCUGCUGGCUUUUAAAGCUCAAGCGCUUUCAAUUUGGCUUCUUUUGCAUAAAUUGAAAUGUAUUAAAAUUGUGGUUUUCUUUUUCCAUACCUAGGGCGUUAGUAGAACAAAAAUGUGUGGGAUUUAUUACUCCAAACACUUGCAUUUUUGCAUCGAUAAAAUUGUCUCAUCCACAUUGCACAUCAUUUAAAAUCUGAAGUCAUCAGCUGCAGUCUGUUGUUGCUGUGAUCUCUGCUGAGGUCACCUCUCUGAGCCGGCGCACCAUGGAGCAGGCUGACGGCGCCCCCGCCCCCGCGGCCGCUCCGGCGGCGCCCGUCUGGCCGUGUGCGCCGCGCCGGGGUCCUCCGAGGCCGCAGGGCGCACCGGCCGCCGGUGCCGGCCGCGGCUCCGGCGCCGGCUACGUGAUGCCGGCCAGCGAUGUGCGGCUGGACGACCCCGGCUCUGCUCCCGACUUCAGCGAACAGUGGUCGGCCGACCUGGCCGCCGCCAUGCAGAAGGCGAACGAGAACCGCGCCGCCGCCGCGGCAGCAGGCGGCGGAUCUGAAACCAAACCAAAGGGCAAGAAGGGCCGAAAGGGCAAGUCUAUUCUUAUCUCUGGCGGCCUGAGCUUCUGAAGCAGAGGUCGCCACCUGUACGGCUGUGGCCGGCUGACUGGUGACGCCAGCUCGCGGCCAGUUCCCGCCGCCCCCGCCGCUAAUGUUGCUGCUGUGAUACGCCAAAGCUGAACUUGGCCUCGCUGUACGAUCUGAUGUACGGCGCUAGAAUUCUCAGUACAACGUGAUGCUUGGUAUGACUAUAUUGAUGAUCUUUUUUGCACAAUAUACGACCAUCAAACUUGA